Colletotrichum costaricense is the source of this 984-nucleotide messenger RNA. RefSeq lists its product as uncharacterized. The transcript has a single exon. NCBI's taxonomy places the organism in Eukaryota, Fungi, Ascomycota, Sordariomycetes, Glomerellales, Glomerellaceae. The coding region runs from base 1 to 984 and encodes 327 amino acids. The record is from RefSeq and is a predicted model, not a curated record.
AUGGCAGACUACUUUUGCUGUCCCAGCGAAACGACAUGCAUGGUGCUCGCGGAGAAAACCACCGCCCUGUGCUGUCCAAAGGGGUCUUCGUGCGAGACCAUUUCGCCCAUCACCUGCGACGUUACCUUACAAGACGUGGUCGAGAACCCGACGAGCCCGAUCCAUACCACUAGACUGAAAGAGUCUCUGCCGCAGUGCGGAAACAAGUGUUGUCCCUUUGGGUACACAUGUCGAGGCGACUCCGCCUGCGUCUUGGACGACAGUCAGGAGGGGGAGGGGUCUCAAACUUCCAGCACGUCAGUCUCAUCCACAAAGACGAGGACAAGGACUAUGACGAGCGCGACGCCGACGACGGCUACCCAGGCAGCGACGACGACGACAGUGAUCGAGACACUUCCAGCUGCCUCGUCGACACCAUCCGCAAACCCAGGCGACGACCUCCCUACCCCAUCAGCAGUAACAUCCCCCUCAGAAACCACCCCCGCCGCCGCAGCAGCCGCCUCCCCGAGAAACUCAACAUCAGGCGGCAUCAUCGCAGGCACCACCGUCGCAGCCAUCGCCUCGGUAGCAGGCCUAACCUGCCUCCUCUGGUUCAAGAGACGCUCCAUCUCAGAAAGCGUCGGCUCCGCAAAGUUCCCCCGCCCCUGGCAACAACUACGCCAAAACGGCUCGGACCAGGACGUCUCGUCGCUGCCGCGGUACAACUCCCCGCCGCCGGCGUAUGCCGUGGAGAUGAAGCCGCCGCUGGCGAAGCCGUACACGUGGAAACACUACAGCCCGGACUCCUUUGGUCGCGACCGCUACGACAGCCGUCGCUACGACGACCAAGACGACGGCAGCGUUCCCGUCCCCGUUUCUGUUGCGCUUGCUCUCGCUGUCGAGCUGCCCGCCACGCCGGUUUCUUUUAGUCAGUGGCGUGUUCGGGAGGAAGGGGAGACGACGAGGCCGAGGUCUCACUAUGAACCAUACCGGCGUCCUUCAUGA